UCUCACUCAGUUCGCUGAGGCCCAAGAGGAAAGAGAGAGCAUUGCACUCAAACCAAACUCACUCAGUCCUGGUUCUCGCAUCGCCUCAAUCCUCUUCCCAUCUCUCCCCCUUUCCUUAACUCCAAAUCAAAAUAGAUGGUGAAAACCCAGCACAUCUGGCCGGGCGCUCUGCAGCAAUAGAUCGCAUCGAGCUGGAAUCGAGCCUGGUCAUGUCAGCGUCCGAGAGCUGCUAGAGAUUCGGUGUGUUUUCUUGCUUUGGCUUUCACAACGGCUGCCGAGGGAGGACCGAGCGUCUGUCUGGGCUCUCCAACGAGCAGAGAAGAUGGCCGCCAUUAAGAUUUUAACCAGCGCGGGGCUUUUCUUGGCGUUUUCAGCUCUGGUCUUGUUGGCUAUGGCCAUCUGCACCGAUUAUUGGUACGAGACGGAUGCUCGGCGGCACCGCGAACGCUGUAAGAACUACGCAAACAAGCGGAACGAUCCCGGAUACAUUUACAUCUCAAAUCACAACCUGCCACUCCAGAUGCCUCCAAAGGGUUAUGAGAGGAAAGCGAUGGAGGCGCGCGUUAAGCGGCACGCUCCGGCAUCGGCGACAGCCAUGGAGUCUCACUGCAGCCGCCAGUUCAACUCCACGAUCUCCGGUCUGUGGAGAAAGUGUCAUCGAGAGGGCUUUGACCUGGAGACCGAGGAUCUCAUUUACAAAGGUUUGAUUCAGAGAUGCACCCCUGUAAAGUAUCAUUACACCUCUUCAAUCCUGCCUCGAAACCUUCCCGUCAAUAUCACCAAGACCAUCCGACAAGAUGAGUGGCAUGCUCUGCAUCUGCGGAGGAUGACAGCAGGUUUUGUGGGCAUGGCUGUCUCUAUCAUUCUUUUUGGCUGGAUCAUCGGAGUUCUUGGAUGCUGUCAACAACAUGAUCUCAUGCAGUAUGUAGCUGGACUACUCUUCCUCAUGGGCGGAACCUGCUGUAUCAUCUCCCUUUGUACAUGUGUGGCGGGCAUUAACUUUGAGCUGUCCCGUUACCCACGUUACCUUUACGGCCUUCCAGAGGACAUCAGUCAUGGGUAUGGUUGGUCCAUGUUCUGUGCCUGGGGCGGACUGGGUCUCACCCUGCUGGCCGGUUUCUUAUGUACGCUGGCCCCUUCCUUAAGCAGCCCCUUGGCCCGCACCACAGUCCACAAGUCCAGGCACGAAAAUGGGACUGUGUGAGCAGAGACUACUGGAGAAACGUUGCAGCAACAUUUUCACAUGUAUACAGCGUCUACGUAAGAACAAAGCACCUGGCCUAUUCAUCACCAUGCGUUAUAUUGACCGGAUCCUUUUCAUAUGACUUGCGGGCUCUUGUUGAUCACCGAUGUCAACACAACUUGUGUACACCAUCCAUUUGAUUAAAAGGUUAAAAUCUGUAAAUGGUCUGGACACCACCGAGAGUCAAGAUGGAGACACAUGCACAGACCACCGAGCAUCUUCCACCCCCUCACUUGUCUCACUCUGGUCUUUUGUGACACACACACACAAAAACCAGUGAAAUUUUUCACUGCUCUGCUUCAUGACAGAGAAGCGAGCUGUAGGCGACUGUCUUCUUUCCAAGAGGAUUCAUAAUAAAAUGGUGCUCUCUUUUCAAUGUCACAGCUGCACAGAAAUCUUUUCAAAGACAUCAAGAGAACAAAUGGAUCCACAGGUUUUUGGAGGAGUUUAAGCCCAGAAUGAAGUGGGGAGCAACAGAAAGGAGAGAGAAAAGUAUUUCUGUCCUUCAAGCUUUGAAAAGCACAUUUCCUAAGGCCUCAAAGAGUCUGUACGUGUAAAAAUACUUCAUUUUGUCUAGAUUUCAGGUCUACCUUUGUAUGAAAUUACGCUUACGGAUACAAACGGAGACUUUUCUCUCUUCGUUAUAUGAUUGUAACGAUCGGUGACCUGGCUUGGUCUGUGGUAUUGCUGUUUUGAGGAAUCUGACCAAAUUUACUACUUAAUGGCAUGUGAACCUAAUUUGUUUUCAAAAAUGUUUGUGGAGGUUAUUUCUGAACGUCAUUUCUCAUGAAGCCUUAUUGCUGUUAUAAGCACAACAUGCUUAGAAUCAGUUAAACAGGAGCUCUGCACCUUCCAACCACAACUGAAUGUUGUUGAAUAGUAAAGCUCUUGCACAUGCAAGUUGAGGAUUUCUAAGGGAUUCAGUGUUAUGUUUAGUCACAAAAAGUGAUAUAUGGGGUCUAAAUACCGAAAGCAUAAUGUACAGAAUUUAAAUCAAGAUGAUGGAUUGCAGGAGUGGGGUUUUUAGUUUGCUGCAAUAGCUACAUGACACACGACAAGAUAUUAAUGUUUACAUCAUGUUUGUAUGACCAACUCCAACCAAACAAUAUUUUAAACAACCCCUACAGGCUUUAAUAUAGUAAUAAUAUGGUAAUGUCUUUUUUAAGAGUGAGUGUGUCUCCACAUUAUCAUGAAUAAUUCAUAUUGAUUCUUCUCGCACCAAUGGAUAUUAUUUAUUGAGGACACUACUGUGAGAAGCACAGUUAUCAUAAAUCAUUUAACAAUGCCGCACAUGUCUUUGUCAAAUACAUUCAUAGUCUCAUAGACCUCCACAAAAUCCAGAUCAAUUCCUGAGAGUAACGUACUGAUGUUGGUAUUCACAGUGGGGAUAGGUAAAUGCAAUAGUUAACGUGAGACGACAAAUACUGUGGUAUUCUGUAUUCUGAGUGCGUAUUUUGGGAAAUUGGAAUGUUUUUGUAAAUGACAAUAUUUGAGGGAAACAAAGGAGUCCAGUCCUUUUUAUGGUUGUGCUUUAAUGCUAUACGGCUGAUUGGCACAAACAUAAAAUGAACAAAGCCAAAAGAACAAAUCUCUUUAGGUAGAUAGGAAAGUGUUUUAUUGAGUGUGACCUUUCUGAUGAACUGCAGAUCAUGUAUUGACUGGAAACAAAGUGGCAAAGAAGUAAUAAAUGGCACUUAGAAAAUGUGAGAAUGUGAAUGUUUUGGAGAGGAUACACUGUAAAAGAGCACAAGAACAAUGUGUAAAAAAAAGCUUCUCAAAUAAAAGCAGCUUCAGGUGUUUUGUCACUUCUGGGGAGAUAUGAAAGACAUUUGUACAAAUGCUGCCAUUUUCUUUGGCAGCGGAAGUAGCACCACUUUUUUAUUUAUUUUUGGGAAUGAACUGUUUUACUGGUUCAUUUCAUAAGGAGAAAACAGGUGUCAUUGUCUCGCAUGCCGUCAUAUUGAUUAAUUUCAGUGUAUUUAGAUUGUGUCAAUUUUUUAAAAUGACUUUUAUUUUAUGAAAUAAAAUGUUAGUAGCAUUUUA
Messenger RNA from Pimephales promelas (fathead minnow), 3286 nucleotides. RefSeq names its product transmembrane protein 276b (gene tmem276b). NCBI's taxonomy places the organism in Eukaryota, Metazoa, Chordata, Actinopteri, Cypriniformes, Leuciscidae. Gene Ontology annotation, cellular component: membrane. The record is from RefSeq and is a predicted model, not a curated record.